Epinephelus fuscoguttatus (brown-marbled grouper) is the source of this 3967-nucleotide messenger RNA. RefSeq names its product activating transcription factor 7 interacting protein. Gene Ontology annotation, biological process: regulation of DNA-templated transcription. The coding region runs from base 591 to 3509 and encodes 972 amino acids. The transcript has 14 exons. The record is from RefSeq and is a predicted model, not a curated record. Gene Ontology annotation, cellular component: nucleus; transcription regulator complex. NCBI's taxonomy places the organism in Eukaryota, Metazoa, Chordata, Actinopteri, Perciformes, Serranidae. Gene Ontology annotation, molecular function: transcription coregulator activity; protein binding.
UAAUGUUCAGCUCCCUGUUGUCCCUGUUCCAAGUGCCGGCUCUGCUGCUCUGUAACACACUCAUGCCAGUCCUCACAGACCCUCCAUACAAACCGAUCUCUCCCGUUCCUGGAGCUGUUCCUUCCUAACGUGCCAGUUGCGGCUUCAGCAACGUCGCCGGUAAAUUCUGAAGAACAUUAACGUUCAGACCGCAACGGUUGGUCAGACGCAACCGAAUCUGUCGACCAACCGCCACCGACGGUGACGUAUUGUAGUGGGUUUUGUGCUCAAAAGGAGGAGGAGUCUAUUUGUUCGCGAGAGGGAAGAGCAGCGGGUCGAGUCCGUUAAAGCAAAACUACACGGUUGUUUGGUUCACAGCUCGGUAGUUUUGCGGUGAGGGCUGCAUGAUUCCCACAUCCUGUGACUGCUACGAGUUAACGUUACACACAACACGGUCCGGAAGAGCUCGACAGCAGCGGGAGGAGGAGCACGGAGUCUGCCUCAGACGAGACGGGAAAUCGCGGGAACAUCGUUAGGCGACGCGAAAAGUCGGUUGACGAAGAAUUCUGUGGUAAAUCCAUGACUAGGAGCCUUUCGGGGUGAAGACAGCAAUGGAAAUUGUUGUGACUGAGGAGAAGAAGAAGAUUUUCCGUGCUAGGAAAACCAUGAAGAUCAGUGAUCGACAGCAACUGGAGAGUCUUCACAGCACUCUGUUGACAGCAGCUCCAGGUUUGUCUGACACUUCUCCGCCACCCCUAAUGAACGGCACACACAAAGAGGAUGGACAAAAAGUGGGGGACAAAGAGCAAAACAACAUCUCGGACUCAAACUCCCCACAAGCUACAUCCCCUGCUUCUCCUGCUCCUUUCCUGUCCCUAAAUCUAUCCCCUUCCCCAGCUUCUUCACAAAGUCCAAAAGAAAAGGAAGAAACUCCUACUUCUCCGGCAUCACCAUUCCAUUCUUUGAACUUUGAACUUAAAAAGAUGGAGGAGGAGGACGAAGAGGUGAACGAGGAGAAGAAAAGUUUGCCAUCUUCCUCACCGAAGGAGUCCGUUACACCAGCUUCAACAGAAUCCAAGGAAAACCAGGAAACAGACACUGAGGCGACUCCAGAAACGGAAAAGAAAGAGGAGGCUCAGACUACUACAGAGGACCCAGCUGUGGAUUUGUUGAAGGAUUCUGUUAAAGGUUUGGCUCCAUGUUCGCCUGUACCACCUCCAGUAUCUGACUGCACAGAACCAAUGGAUACAGAUAGUGACACUACAAAGGCCAAGGACUCUGGGGCUUCCACAGCCAAAAUGAAAGAUGAAAAGCCUUCUCCCCCCAAAUCUCCCACUACCACUGAUUCCUCUCUUCCUUGUCCUUCCCCAUCUCAUCCAGCUCCCUCCUCUAAGGAUCUAAAACAAGAAAAGGAAAUCAAAGAGGACAACAUAAAAGAAAAGGAGGAUAAAAAAGAGGGUGCGAAGAAAGCAUCAGUAAAAGAGGAAAAGAUGGAGGUGGACUCUGUGAAAGUCGAAAUCAAAGUGGAAAAAAAUGAAGUUGGACAAACAAGAAAGCCAUCUCGGCCAUCAUCCACUCCACCAUCUAAUACAGUGCAAGAGGAGAAGGGCUCCACCUCGGGACUGAAGCGCACUUUAUCAGUAGGCUCUGAAAAAGAUGGAUCACCUGUUAAAAGAGAGGGGAAGAGGCCUAAGAUGGAGCGUGAGGAGUUGGAGGCACAACUGGAACUUAAGAUCACUGCAAAGGCUGGCAGUCACCAUAAACUUGAAAAGAUUGUGCAGCAGCUGGUAGAAGAACGGUUGAGGGCCUUGGAGCAGACCUUUUUCGACAAACAUUUCCAAGAGUUGAAGGACAGAGUAGACAAAAUCGACUGUACCACCAAACACCAAACCGCCAUUAGCACACUCCAAGCCAAGAUAAACCGACUAACCAAAAAGUUUGGAGAGGCCAAUCAGGCAUCAGAGAACAAAAGGAAACAGAAGGCGCUUGCUGCUGCUACUGCCGCCACCGCUGCUGCUGCUAAUGCUGCUGCUGCUGCCAAGACUGCAACUGUUGCAAGUAUCCCUCAAGUUCAACGGCCAGUCCGUACUUCCAUGGAGGUAAAGCAGAUUCCAACAACUGUUUCUCCGUCCAGCACAGUUGCAAAUCCAGCCCCACUAGCCCCACCAGCUUCUGCCACAGGUCCAGUCCAUACAUCCACCUCCACUGCCAUGGUCUCACAGGCCCCCAUCCUCCAGCUGAUCACCUCCACCUCUAAUGCUGGCAAUACCUUGGCCACUGGCAUCACCACUCAGAGCCCCACAGGCACCCUGCUGCUAAAGACAGCCUCCGGGAGCAGCAUGGUGGCUGCGGGCCAGCCGCUGCUUAUCCAGCUGCCUUUAUCAAUGGCUAAUGGCCAGCCAGGCACGCUGGUCAACAUCCCUGUCUCCUCUUUGCCUGCAGCCAGCUCACUCAGCAAGGCCAAAACCACUGCUUCCACCACUACUUUUAUACUCAAGCCUGCUCCCGUUACUACCACUUCAUCAGCCUCUACCCCAGCUGUUGCCACUGCCCCAGCACUCCAGGCCUCCCCUGGCCAGAUGUCCUCUGCCCAGAUCUCUCUUGCCCGUGCUGUGUACCAGGGUGGCGCUGGGGCGAUAACCACACCCAAUGCAGGGGUAUCCGUGACCACAGCCAGGACACCGGCUCAGUCUGUGUCUGUAGCAGGAGCUAUGUCUUCAGCCUCUUCACCUGCAACCUCUGGGCCGGCAGCAACAGGUUCCACCGCUCCAGGACCGCCUCAAGGGACGUCUCUGACAUCAAAGACAGAUAACCAAGCUACAGGAUCCACUCCAUCCAAAGCAGUUGCUCCAGCGGCACGACCCAAAGGCUCUGUCAUCGAUCUCACAGAGGAUGAUGAUGAUGUACAAGUGACAGGUGUGAAGAAUGCCACUGUUGCAGCUCCCUCACCCACCCAGCGUACUAACCCGGUCACCAGCAUUCCCAACAGUGCAGGAGCAAGGUCGUCCCCGCAAAGCAAUCUGAACUCUCCCAGCAAUCCUCAGUUGACAGUCCACCACCGCCCCCCACUGGACUCUCCAAUGAAAUCCCGCACUGUAACCACUAGUACACCAACCCGGGGCUCAAGCACGGCACUGCCACCUCUCCCUGCUGCACCUGCACCUCCACGCUUACCCCCAGAGGCUGAGAGGACCUCACCUCCUCAGCAACCUCAACUGAAGCUAGUGCCAAGCCAGACCGGUAUAGUGCUGUCCUGGUGUGUGGCAGAAACUGAUCGGACCUGUGCAGCUGUAGACAGCUAUCACCUCUAUGCCUUCCAUCAAGACAACUCGAACAGCAAUGCAGCACAGCAGCAUUGGAAGAAGAUUGGGGAGGUGAAGGCCCUUCCUCUGCCUAUGGCCUGUACACUGACCCAGUUCCAGCCUGGCUCCACUUAUCAUUUUGCUGUCCGAGCCAAAGACAUCUAUGGGCGCUUUGGCUCCUUCUGUGAACCUCAGUGCACAAAUGUCACCAGUUCCAGCUCUAGCUGAACACUUAAGGAAUGGAAACCUUUUUUUUUGCAUUUAAAAGUCCUUGACUUCCUUUACUUCUUUUUGUGUUAGGAACUCAAAUAUCGUGCAUUGAACACAUACAGUAUCUGUAAAUAUCUCUCUACAUAACAACUGGACUUCUGACUGACUUGGAGAACUGAAGCGGCAAACAGUUGGCUUUGUCUGGUUAAUGUAUGUAAUGUAUUUUCUGUGACUCAAGCUGUUCUAUAUAAUUCAAUGACAUUGCCCCCCCUACCAAGUCAGAUAUUUAUGUUGUUGUGUCCUGUUACCCUGAUUCGGACGUCGUUUGCUUUACUUGAGAAUAGGUGACAGGACUGUUCGUGUAAACACAGAAUUGCACAGAAAUGUAUAAAUGUGUGGUAGAAACUGAAUGAUAACUUUUGUAAGUUUUGUCUGGCGACCAGACUUUGACAAAUACAAUAAAAGGUUUUAUUAAA